Molecule: messenger RNA, 2111 nt
Organism: Eurytemora carolleeae
Lineage: Eukaryota; Metazoa; Arthropoda; Copepoda; Calanoida; Temoridae
Gene: sbm
Product: b(0,+)-type amino acid transporter 1
Exons: 16
Coding region: 1-1668 (555 amino acids)
Biological process (GO): amino acid transmembrane transport
Cellular component (GO): membrane
Molecular function (GO): L-amino acid transmembrane transporter activity
Source: RefSeq, a predicted model, not a curated record
AUGGAUAAUGCAGCAAUAUUAGAACCAAAUGCAACAUUACUUCAGCGGCGACCUUUAGCAUGGAACGGGGAGGACUAUGUGGCAGCUGGCGAUCCUAUCGAGGUCACCGAGAUCAAACCAAGGUUACCGGAGGUCAAAUCCAGGAGCAUAGAGACCAAAGAGGAGAAAAGGGACUCCGAUCAAUAUUUGGAGUCAGAUGACAGUACAGUACAGAAGGAUGAAAACUCAGAUGCAAUUAGCAGUGAAACAGAGCAGGCACAAGUAAACCUGAAGCGAAAUGUUGGUUUAUUCUCUGGAAUCUCGCUGAUAGUUGGAACUAUGAUAGGAUCUGGUAUAUUUGUGUCCCCAACUGGUCUACUAGAGAGAACAGGAUCUGUUGGGAUGUCAUUGUGUGUUUGGACAGCAUGUGGAGUUGUUUCUAUGCUGGGAGCUUUAUCAUACGCUGAACUAGGAACUAUGAUUACUAGUUCUGGAGCUGAGUAUGGAUAUUUUAUGCAAGCUUUUGGACCCUUCUCUGCAUAUAUGUUUAGCUGGGUCUCUACUAUGAUAAUCAAACCUUCACAGCUGGCCAUCAUCUGCAUGUCCUUCGCAGAGUACGCGGUUGAAGCAUUCACAAGCGAAUGUGAUCCUGAUCCUUUUAUAGUUCAGAUAGCUGGAGCUUCAACUGUAGCUGUAGUUACAUUCAUCAACUGCUGGUCUGUGUCCCUGGCAACAUCUGUGCAGAAUGUGUUCUGCAGUUGCAAACUUAUUGCUGUUGCAAUUAUAAUAGGUGGUGGGAUGUGGAAAAUAGCUGAGGGAAGUUAUGAACAUGUUGCAACAGGGUUCGAGGGAACCACGACAAAUGUUGGUCAUAUUGCGACUGCUUUCUAUUCUGGACUCUGGGCAUACGAUGGUUGGAAUAAUCUAAACUAUGUUACAGAGGAGAUAGUUAACCCUAGUGUUAACCUACCCUUGUCCAUAGGUAUCGCUAUCCCCCUGGUAACUAUCUGCUAUGUGUUCGUGAACAUCUCCUAUCUGACCGUGAUGUCCCCUUCGGAGAUGCUGGCCAGUGACGCAGUGGCAGUCACCUUCGGGAACAGGAUUCUAGGACCUAUGGCUUGGUUAAUGCCUCUCUCCGUUGCCAUCUCUACUUUUGGCUCCGCUAAUGGAACAAUCUUCGCUGCUGGUCGACUCUGCUAUGUAGCGAGCCGAGAGGGUCAUCUUGUCGACGUAUUGUCCUUUGUUCACAUCAAGAAGCUGACCCCUGCUCCUGCUCUACUGUUCCACGCUGUAGUUGCUCUAGCUAUGGUACUGUCCGGGGAUAUUGAAGGGCUGAUUGACUUCUUCAGUUUUACCGUGUGGAUAUUCUACGGUAUGGCAAUGCUUGCUCUGCUUGUUCUUCGGUAUAAAUGUCCUAAACUAGCCAGACCUUAUAAGGUUCCAAUAAUAAUCCCAGUCGUCGUCCUGAUAAUCAGUGUAUACUUAGUGAUUGCUCCGAUCAUCGACAAUCCUCAGAUUGAGUACAUGUACUCCAUAAUGUUUAUGGUACUUGGAGCUGUUCUUUAUCUACCUUUUGUUCAUUUUGGAUACGUCUUUACUUUUAUGGAUAAACUAACAACAUUUUUACAGUUGAUGCUACAGAUUGCACCACCCUGUGGAAUUGCAGAUGAAGAAUACAGUGGAUUGUAAAAUCUACACAGAGCACAUGUAAUACAAUGGAUUGUAGUAUCUACGCAGAACACAUGUAAUACAGUGGAUUGUAAAAUCUACGCAACACAUAUGUACUCCAAUUAAAUGUAGAAUUUACGUAGCACACAUUUAAUUUAGUGGAUUGUAGAGUCUAUGCAGCACACAUGUAAUACAAUGAGUUGUAGUAUCUACGCAACACACUUGUAAUACAGUGGAUUGUAAAGUCUAUGCGUAGCACACCUUUCCAACAGUGGAUUGUAAAUUCUACGCAGCACACAUUUACUACAAUGAAUUAUAGAAUCUUCGCAGCACAUAUGAAAUACAGUGGAUUGAAAAAUCUAUGCAGGACACAUGUAAUACAGUUGAUUUUAGAAUCUACGCAGGACAUUUGUAAUACUUUAUUGUAAAGUCUACGCGGAGCACACCUUUAAUGUAUUGGAUUG